CAGAAAGAACAGUCAAAAUGCAGACGGGACAGGACAAAGCACUCAGGACAAAAUGUAUGUGAAAUGAUUUUUUUUAAAUUUUCAAAUUUCCCGCCGGCGCCCAUAUGUCCCAACGUCACAGGGAACGGAACACAGAAGCCGGAUGCCGGCAUCAGCCGGAGGAGAUGGCCGGGGACGCUGCAGGGGACACAUCGUGGGAGCGAAGGACAAGGUAAGCUCUGUAGGGACUCCCUAUGCAGCGCCACAUGGUAAGCCCGAGUGUAGCUCGGGGUUACCGCUUUUGGUACAGAAA
Molecule: messenger RNA, 292 nt
Organism: Staurois parvus
Lineage: Eukaryota; Metazoa; Chordata; Amphibia; Anura; Ranidae
Source: the annotation of a GenBank genome assembly